AACGGCAUCCGGGCAGCCCGACGGGCCGUGCGUCGCGUUUCCCUGCCCUCCCCUUCCUCCACCUCCUUUCGCCUCUGGGGCUUCCCUGCGCGAACGACAGCUCCAGCGACUCCACAGCGAAAAGGAGAAAGCCAUAAACCCUUCAAAAUUCCAUUCGGUCGUCGAGAGUGCACCAAAUCUUCGAUUCUCUCAGCUUUCCUCACGGAGUAGAAGAACAACAACAAGAAGAGAGAGUGAGAGGGGCGAGAGAGAUUAAAGAGAGAGAAAGAAGAAGGAGGAGACGAGAUGUCGCUGGAGGACGAUGGGAGGAACGUGCUGGAGACGGGGAGGGCAGAUCGGUCGGUGUGGCUGAUGAAGUGCCCGCCGGUGGUGUCGAGGUCGUGGCAGUCCGCCGCUGCCUCGGCGGCCGCCUCGUCGUCCGAUGCCGGCCUCCCUCCCCCCAUCGUCUCCAAGGUCGUCCUCUCCCUCGACCCUCUCCAUCCCGAAGAGCCCUCCUCUCUGCAGUUUAAGAUGGAAAUGGCUCAAAAUGACUCAAGCAAUACACCCAAGAGUUACUCUCUCAAUAUGUUUAAAGACUUUGUUCCAAUGUGUGUUUUUUCUGAAUCUAACCAAGGGAAAUUUUCAUUGGAAGGAAAGGUGGAACAUAAAUUUGACAUGGAACCUCAUAGUGAAAACUUUGGGGAGUAUGGUAAAAUGUGCCGUGAAAGGACCAACAAAGCUAUGAUAAAAACUAGACAAGUGCAGGUAAUUGACAAUGAUCAUGGAGGACUUAUGAGGCCUAUGCCUGGUAUGGUUGGCUUGGUUCCAUCUGGUUCAAAGGACAAGAAGAAGGCAACACCAACAAAAGGAUCUGACGUGAAACGGACGCGUAGAGACCGUCGGGAACUGGAGAACAUUAUCUUUAAACUCUUUGAAAGGCAGCCAAAUUGGGCAUUGAAACAGUUGGUACAAGAGACAGAUCAACCUGAGCAAUUCUUGAAAGAGAUACUAAAUGAUCUCUGUGUUUACAACAAGAGAGGACCCAAUCAAGGGACCCAUGAGCUUAAGCCAGAAUACAAGAAAUCCACCGAGGAAGCGGAUAAUGCAUAAGAUUCAUUUUGUUGCUUCCAGAAUGCUUGUGUGAACCAUGAUGCUCAAAGAUGGAAAGCCUUUUUCCUCUAGAACCUCUGCAUCCUAUGACUAGUGAUUUCUGCUUGAAACAAUAUUCACUGCAAAAGAAAUUGGUUAAUUUUGACUUUUCACGAUACAAAUUCAGGUGCUCUUGUAGUCACUCUGCAGACAGAUGUACGUCUUUCCUUUGUCAGUUACAACAGAUCCCCAACUUGGUGCAACCAUUGUCAAUCGAUGCAAAGAUAUUGCUGAUAGUGUCAUGUUAUCAAGUUUCUAUGAUUGGACGGCUACAGAAUACGAUUGGAACUAUAGUGGAUCCAAAAACAGUCAUAUGCUUCAACUUUGUUCUUUGAAAUUAGAACGUGGAAUUGAAUUCUAUCAUCCUUGUCAUGACAAAACUUUCAAGUCAGGCUUUAGAGGUAUUUUAUGACGGGGAAGAAUCUCUUCAUUUUUAGGGAUGUGAAAUGAAAUACGGUUCAAGACUUGGUCCUCUAUUUUGUCUAAUGUGAGCUUGAUUAUAUCUAAGAAUUAGAUGUCUAUUUGGUUGAA
Elaeis guineensis (African oil palm) is the source of this 1659-nucleotide messenger RNA. RefSeq lists its product as uncharacterized. Lineage: Eukaryota; Viridiplantae; Streptophyta; Magnoliopsida; Arecales; Arecaceae. The record is from RefSeq and is a predicted model, not a curated record. Gene Ontology annotation, biological process: transcription initiation at RNA polymerase II promoter; transcription by RNA polymerase II. Gene Ontology annotation, cellular component: transcription factor TFIIF complex.